AUGGGCAAAGUGAUACUUGUGCUCUCGCUGCUGUUGUUGGUGGGCACCUGCUGCUGCUCCUCCUCCUCCUCCUUGUGGGGAGGAUGCCCUCCUCAGGAAAGAAGUGCCCUCAUCCUCUUCAAACAACACCUCCACGAUCCAUAUGACCAGCUGAGCUCAUGGAAGGGCUCAUACUGCUGCUCCUGGAAGGGAAUCGCCUGCCACAGGGGCACUGGCCACGUGGUUCGCCUGGAUCUUAGCACCUUUUAUUAUCCCUUGUCAGCAGUAGUGAGGAAUUCAAGCAGUCAAAUAUUCCCAGAUUUAUUCCACCUGCACCAUUUGGAGUACCUCGACCUCAGUUGGAUUGACUUGUCCCCUCUUCCUUUCCCUUCACAUCUUCCGAGCCUCAGCAAAUUGACACACUUGAGCUUGUUUUAUUGUAGGCUUACUGGCCAAAUUCCAAGUGAGCUUGGCAAUAUGUCUAGCUUGAAAUAUCUGGACAUCUCCUACAAUCCUGAUCUUACCGGCGAAAUUCCAAGUGAGCUUGGCAAUAUGUCUAGCUUGAAAUAUCUGGACAUCUCAGGAAAUCCUCAUCUGGAGUUGAGCCAAUCGAGCUCAUGGAUUCGAAAUAUGCGAGGCUUGGAGGAGCUCUAUAUGGACGGUGUGAAUCUAACAACGGGAGGUGAUGGUGUGGUAGAGAAUGUUGCGUCCCUCACCAACCUUACAGCACUUUCCAUGUCUGGACUGUCAGGUGCAAUUCUCUCUCCUCUUGUAAAUCUCUCCUCCCUCUCCCAUCUCUACCUUGUUGAUAGUGACGUCACUCACCAACACUUUCCCAUCUGGAUUUCAAACCUUACAUCUUUGGUCUCCCUCAAUCUGUUCAACUACAGUCUCCAUGAUUCCAUCCCUUCCACUGUGUUAAGUCUUCCACACUUGAAAAACCUUCUCUUGUCCUACAAUCCCGAUCUCAAAGUAGAUCUGACCUUCAUUGUGCAGCAUGCUUCCCAGCUCAGAAGCCUUUCUAUUUAUCGUUCAAAUGUGGGAGGAGUGAUUCCAAAUUCUGUUGGGAAUAUGUCCUCGUUGACCUCUUUGCAUCUUAGGGGUAACAAAAUUGAAGGUGUUCUUCCUCCUGCUAUUGGAAAUAUGUCUUCGUUGACCCACUUGGAUCUUUCUUAUAAUUCAUUGAGAGGGAACAUUCCGUGGAGCUCUUUAGGUGGCCUACUAAAGUUGUCAACUCUUCAGCUGGAUUCAAAUCAAUUAAAUGGGAGCUUGCCAUAUAAUUUUGGUAAUCUCUCAUCCUUGGAAGUCCUUUGUCUCCAUGAUAACUAUUUGAAUGGCACUUUCUUACUCUCUCAAUUAGAAGGUUUCACAAAGAUAAGUGAGUUGGAACUUUCCAACAAUUUCUUGACAAUAGAAAUGAAUUCUAAUUGGAUCCCUAAAUUCCAGCUUCAAUAUUUGUAUUUGAGUUCUUGUAAUAUGCAUGGUGAUUUCCCUACUUUCAUAUCCACUCAAUACACCAUAGAGAUCAUAGACCUAUCCAACAAUUAUUUGAGUGGAAAUUUUCCUGAAUGGUUGUGGGACCUUACAUUCUUGCAGAGACUCAAUCUCUCAUAUAAUCAAUUUGGAGGACCAUUAUCCUCUAAGUUCAGUGCAUUUGAUGCUCAAUAUGUGGACUUACAUAGAAAUAAGUUACAAGGGAAUAUUUUCAUGCCACAUCCUAAUGUGCAGUUUCUUGACAUGUCAGAGAAUCAAUUUGAGAGCAUCAGUAAAGAAAAAAUGAACAAAUAUGGCCCCAGUCGACUAAUUUAUUUGUCACUUGCAAAUAAUAGUAUUAGUGGUGUCUUUCCACAUUCUAUUUGUGAAGAUCCUCAAUUGGAGGUUUUGGAUGUGUCUAAGAACAAGAUUACAGGUAAUUUUUUUGCAAGUUUUGGCAAUUGCUCAACAACAUUAAAGGUGUUGAAUCUUGAAAACAAUCAUUUGGAAGGUGAGACCGGGAACAUAAUUUGUCUUCAAACAUUAAAAUUAGGAGGUAAUAGACUACAAGGGCCGAUUCCAUCAUCGCUUCAAAAGUGUACCUCUUUGCAAAUUCUAGAUUUGGGAUAUAAUAACAUGCAAGGAAAAAUCCCAAAUUGGAUAGAUAAGUUGAUUGAUCUUCGAAUUUUAGUACUAAGAUCUAAUAAAUUCAAUGGUGAAAUACCAUUACAAUUGGCAAAGCUACAACAUCUUCAAGUCUUGAUUUUGUCAAAUAACAAUUUUUUUGGAGUAAUUCCAAGUAGCUUGAGUAGCUUGAAAGCAAUGAAAAAUCAAACAGAAAGCACAGAUGUCCUUCAAUACUCAAAUCAUUCCAGCUCAAUGUCUUAUGUAGAUAAAAUGGAAAUAGUCAACAAAGGCCAAUUUUUAGAGUAUGCAAAAUCUUUGGCAAUGGUUCGUUGUCUUGAUCUCUCAGGCAACAACUUCUCAGGGGAUAUUCCUCAAGGAAUUGGGUUCCUCAUUGGUCUAAAAUCUCUCAAUUUAUCAAGAAAUCAUCUAAGUGGCAAAAUUCCUACUUCUUUUGGAUAUCUUGUGAAAUUGGAGUCACUUGAUAUUUCAAAGAACAAUAUUAUUGGAGAUAUUCCUGGAGAACUACAACUUCUCACAUAUUUGAGUUAUUUCAACAUAUCUUAUAAUAAUUUGUCUGGUAGAAUACCAGUGGGAGGUCAAUUUCUUACAUUUAGUGAUAGUUCAUUUUCUAACAAUGCACAUCUUUGUGGACUUCAGAUAAACACAAGUUGUUCCUCUUUUCUUUCUCCAAACUACACUCAAGAUGAAGAUGUAAGUAAAGAAGAGUGGGAUGAAGAUGUGUGGUGGGAAGUGGAAAUUGGAUUGAGCUUUGGAGUUGGGUUUGCACUUAUUAUUGGAGUAUUAUGUUUCAAUAAAAAAUGUCGUUUUAAAUGCUUCAAGAUCAUGGAUGAAGUUAUUUUCAUGCUUGAUAAAAAUGUUCAAGAAAAAUUAUUUUAA
Messenger RNA from Cryptomeria japonica (Japanese cedar), 2976 nucleotides. Its product is annotated as receptor-like protein 35. NCBI's taxonomy places the organism in Eukaryota, Viridiplantae, Streptophyta, Pinopsida, Cupressales, Cupressaceae. The record is from RefSeq and is a predicted model, not a curated record. Gene Ontology annotation, molecular function: protein binding. The coding region runs from base 1 to 2976 and encodes 991 amino acids. The transcript has a single exon.